Molecule: messenger RNA, 1535 nt
Organism: Nymphaea colorata (pocket water lily)
Lineage: Eukaryota; Viridiplantae; Streptophyta; Magnoliopsida; Nymphaeales; Nymphaeaceae
Product: transcription factor bHLH149-like
Exons: 1
Coding region: 99-695 (198 amino acids)
Biological process (GO): regulation of DNA-templated transcription
Molecular function (GO): protein dimerization activity
Source: RefSeq, a predicted model, not a curated record
UCACAGUUUACGGCUUCCAAAGCCACGCGUUAGACCCUCCCCCCGCCUCUCUCUCUCUCUCUCUCUCUCUCAGAGGCCGGAGACGGAGACUGGCAGAGAUGACGCCGGAAAGUCCUUCGGCUGACGCCCCACCGAAGCCGGGGGAAGGCGAGAUGGAUGUCGACGGGCAGGAAGAGGCGUCGGCAGGAAGCUCUCGUUGGAGAACUGGUUCGGAGCAGAGGAGCUACACCGGGAGGCUUCUGAGGGCACUCCGAUCAGCAGGACGGAGUGCCGCUUCGCCGCCAGGGGUUUCCCCGUCGCUGAUUGUGAAGGAGGCGGCCGACUCCGCCCUAGCUAUAACGGCAAGGGGCCAGUCGCGGUGGAGCCGGGCGAUCCUUGCCCGUUGGCGCCGGCGCCGGGGGAAGUUCCAGUGGCGGCGUCUUAGGGAAGUCUCGGCGCGUCGGAGGGCGGCGAAGAUGGAGCCGUCACCGUCUAAGCCGGAGAUCCGCCGGAAGCGGAAGCGCGGACAGGGAGGUGGAGGCGGUGCCGCGGUAGGCAGCCGGCUGAUGACGCUCGGGAGGCUGAUUCCAGGAGGACGGAAGCUCGCGGCUCCGACGCUGAUCGAGGAGGCUACUGACUACAUCGCUGCCUUGGAAAUGCAGGUGAAGGUCAUGAGCGCCCUCGCCGAUCUCCUCUCCGCUGCUGCACGAUGUUGACCUCUCUUCCUGCCUCCCUUGCUCUCUCCUGAAAGGACGGGUUCCUCUCCAACUCGAUUCUGGCAGGAUGAUUGUGCUCAGUGUUGAUAAGCAAUUCGUUCCUCUCUCUCUCUUUCCCUCUGUAUCUUUACGUUUAUUUCAGGCCUCAGUCCAAUGGGCUCUCCACUUCCGUUCGUCAAUUGAUUGGUUUACUAUCUCUCUUCCCUCACCCUUCGUUUUUUCCGGCCGGAAUCCGAGGAAUCUCGUAUCUCCGGCGACGAUUAACACGUCCGUCUCCCUCUGUUUCUCUCUCUCCUGCCUUCGCGCGCGCGCGCGCGAGUUUCUGUAAAUUCACCGUAAAUUUUUGUACCAAUUUCUCCUUUUCCCUUUUUCCGGAAAGGCACCAUUUUGUGCUGUAAGUUUUAUUUUUCGCUGCUGAGAUCGACGCGUGUGGCUUCAAGCGUGUGUAUUACUGUGUACAAGUUGCCGAGAGUCAGGCGAGGGCGUCACUGCUCCGUUCUUUGGUGGUUCUCCUGUUUGCCCUUUCGGAUUUUCUUCCUUUCUUUUCCUUCUUUUUCUUCCAAUUUGGAUUUUUGUCUCUGUCAAUUACUCAUGCAAGCUGGCGCUGCCGCGUCUUCUUCUCUUUAUUUGUUACGAUUUGGAAUCCUUUGAAUUGAAAUAAAUAUGGUCCGCUGCCCAAUGCGAGGUGCUUCUUCCCUUCCCCUGGAACAUGAGCAGAGAGAACUUCCGUAGCAGGAAAAGAAGCCAUUGAUGAUGAUUCAAAGGAUCAUCCAUUCCAAAAUUCAUUCGUGUACUGUAUACUUUCGAAAAUUUAUGAUAUUUGAAGAAUAUUUAGAGGUU